This is a messenger RNA of Sesamum indicum (sesame), 2069 nucleotides long. Its product is annotated as dicarboxylate transporter 1, chloroplastic. Gene Ontology annotation, biological process: transmembrane transport. Gene Ontology annotation, cellular component: membrane. Gene Ontology annotation, molecular function: transmembrane transporter activity. The record is from RefSeq and is a predicted model, not a curated record. NCBI's taxonomy places the organism in Eukaryota, Viridiplantae, Streptophyta, Magnoliopsida, Lamiales, Pedaliaceae.
ACCCAAACAAAAUCUCCUACCGGGCCCUUCUCACCGUAUAUUCCAGGCCUCAUUUCGACCGUUCGAUUCGGAUCCUAUGGCCCUUAUUCAAUCUGUUCACUUCUAUAUACCCCCACAAACUCCAACGACGACCAUUUCCUAGUUUCACACACCACACACACAAGCUGAAUUGACACACACUAAAAAGCUCUGAUCUUUACCUCCAGCCGCGCUUCCACCACCACAAAACGCCAUCUCAACGAUGGCGUUUGCAGCCUUCACCCCCUCCGUUAACCUCCGCUUCCGCCCUCUGCCAACGCCAAAACCAAGGCGGCUCGCCACCCAAAAAGCCCUCCGCCCCACUACAAGAUAUAGAAUCAGGAAUAGUAUUAACAAUUCUAACAACACGUUUAGCUAUGAUCCUAUUCGUUCCACGAACCAAAACUCGGCAUCGGGGGGCCGCCAUGAAACCACUCUUAGCUUCCAUUGCAACCGGAGUUAUUAUCUGGUUUCUUCCCGCCCCCGAUGGUGUAUCGCGAAUCGCGUGGCAAUUGCUCUCUAUUUUCUUGGCCACCAUAGUGGGAAUUAUUACUCAACCAUUGCCGUUAGGAGCCGUCGCAUUGAUGGGUCUCGGAGCGUGUGUUUUGACGAAAACGCUUACAUUUGCCGCCGCAUUUUCGGCUUUCGGAGAUCCCAUUCCGUGGUUGAUUGCAUUAGCAUUCUUCUUCGCUCGCGGGUUUAUUAAGACUGGAUUGGGGAACAGAAUUGCUUAUCAAUUCGUUUCUUUGUUUGGGAGCUCGUCUCUAGGAUUGGGUUACAGUUUGGUAUUCAGCGAAGCCCUUUUGGCGCCGGCAAUUCCCUCGGUUUCUGCCAGAGCUGGUGGGAUUUUUUUACCGUUGGUGAAAGCUCUUUCUGUUGCUUGUGGUAGUAAUGUAGGUGACGGGACUGAGAAUAAACUCGGUUCUUGGCUAAUGCUUACCUGUUUCCAAACAUCGGUAAUUUCAUCAUCUAUGUUUUUGACGGGUAUGGCAGCGAAUCCAUUGGCUGCUAACUUAACUUUGAGCACGAUAAACAUGCCGAUUGGGUGGAUGGAUUGGGCUAAGGCUGCGAUUGUACCAGGACUGGUGUCAUUGAUUGUGGUGCCAUUUUUGCUGUAUGUUGUCUAUCCGCCAACAGUGAAGAGUAGCCCUGAUGCGCCUAAGCUUGCCAAGGAGAAGUUGGAGAAGAUGGGGCCGAUGUCCAAGAAUGAGAUGAUCAUGGCUGGAACUCUGCUUCUCACGGUGGGGCUCUGGAUCUCCGGAAGCAUCUUGAAUGUGGAUGCAGUUAGUGCAGCAAUUCUUGGAUUGACAGUCCUCCUUGUAACAGGGGUCGUCACUUGGAAGGAAUGCCUAGCUGAAUCAGUUGCUUGGGACACCCUUACAUGGUUUGCUGCACUCAUUGCAAUGGCUGGCUAUCUAAACAAAUACGGUCUUAUUUCCUGGUUCAGCCAAUCUGUUGUCAAGUUUGUUGGCGGAUUAGGUCUCUCAUGGCAGCUAUCAUUCGGCAUUCUCGUCCUUCUCUACUUCUACGCCCACUACUUCUUUGCUAGCGGGGCUGCACACAUAGGCGCAAUGUUCACAGCAUUCUUGUCCGUCGCCAGUGCUCUCGGCACUCCACCAUACCUCGGUGCAUGCGUUCUCUCCUUCGUUUCCAAUCUCAUGGGCGGCAUUACGCAUUACGGGAUCGGAUCAGCACCCGUAUUUUAUGGCGCUGGCUAUGUGCCGCUUGCGAAAUGGUGGGGCUACGGAUUCUUGAUCUCCAUCGUCAAUCUCAUUAUCUGGCUCGGUGUUGGAGGUGUCUGGUGGAAGGCCAUCGGCUUGUGGUAACUAGCUCCAGUUGCUCAUACAAUUUUCUAUGUAUUUUUCAACUUCAAUUUUUCUCAAAUUUUGGUUCGCUCUUGAUUUUAGUAGCUUAGCAGGGAGGUGCAUAAGGGAUACUUCACGUACAGUUGAGAGUCUAUCUUAGCUAAAAGUAGGAACUGUAAAAUUUUAGCGUUGAAACUGCAGAUUCAACUUUUUAAUCAAAUUUACCUGUUUCCUCCUCGUCAUUAA